CCGAUAUAAACAACGCCUCAUAACAUCAACCAUUUCUUCAACACCUCAACAAUAUUAUCAAAACCAAAAUCAAUGGCUGAACUGGUACUUUCUGCCCUCCUCACUGUGCUCUUUGAGAAGCUGGCCUCUACAGCUUUGAAAAGAAUCGCUCGCAACAACGGAAUUGAUGCUGAGAUCAAGAAAUGGCAGAGAUCUUUAAUCCAGAUCCAUGGUGUGCUUGCUGACGCUUCUCGGAAGGAGGUAACCAGUACACCUGUGAAACGAUGGCUCAAUGAUCUCCAGCAUCUGGCUUACGACAUAGAUGAUGUCCUCGAUGGUUGGCUGACCGAAGCCAUGCAGCAUGAGUCCACCCACGAGUCAGAAGGCAUCAGCAACAAGGUAAGAAAGUUGAUUCCAACUUGUUGCACAAACUUCUCACGGAAUACUAGCAUGCAUGACAAGUUAUAUAGUAUUACCGCCAAAUUGAAAGAUCUAGUUGAGGAGAAAGCCGCUCUUGGUUUGAGCCUCACAGAGGAUUCAAGGCCAAGAAACAAUAAUAACAUUAAUAAUAGAAGAUUUCAAUCCUCUGUUGUUGAUCCAUCUAGUAUUGUUGGACGCCAAGCUCAGAAAGAGGCAUUGCUCCAACAGUUGUUGUUAUUGGGGGAUGAACCAUGUGAUCAAAAGUUUAGUAUUGUUCCCAUAGUUGGCAUGGGCGGGGUCGGUAAAACUACUUUGGCUAGACUUUUGUACGAUGACCAACACGUCAAAGAUCACUUUGAACUCAAGGCAUGGGUUUGUGUCUCGGAUGAGUUUGAUAGCUUUCGUAUAAGCAAAGAGAUCUUUCAAUCUAUGGCAAACAAGGAAGUUUCAGAUUUUAAUCGGCUUCAAGAAGCUCUUAGAGAUCACGUAAAGGGAUAAAAAAAUUCUAUUGGUACUAGAUGA
This is a messenger RNA of Helianthus annuus (common sunflower), 921 nucleotides long. RefSeq names its product putative disease resistance RPP13-like protein 1. Gene Ontology annotation, molecular function: ADP binding. The transcript has a single exon. The coding region runs from base 73 to 897 and encodes 274 amino acids. The record is from RefSeq and is a predicted model, not a curated record. NCBI's taxonomy places the organism in Eukaryota, Viridiplantae, Streptophyta, Magnoliopsida, Asterales, Asteraceae.